Paramecium tetraurelia is the source of this 4683-nucleotide messenger RNA. RefSeq lists its product as uncharacterized. NCBI's taxonomy places the organism in Eukaryota, Ciliophora, Oligohymenophorea, Peniculida, Parameciidae. The transcript is spliced from 7 exons. The record is from RefSeq and is a predicted model, not a curated record.
AUGAAAUUAUCAUAUGCACUUUAUAAUCACUUAUCAUCUUUAAAGGUGUUUGAAAUAAUUAAGCAAGCCAAUAAAAACCCCAUUAUUUUAACAGAGGCCUAAUAAAAUUUGAUCGAAAAUGGGAUUGCAGUAGCCAAGUUAGUUAAAUCAAUAUAUAGUUUAAAAUAAGAGAUUUCAUAAAGAGCUCUAACUCCUAUUGCUCAAUUAGAUCAACUUAAAUAAUUAACCACUGCAUCCACAAAGUUAUAUAAUUGGAAUAUAAUCAUAAAUGCAAUAAAUUAAUUGUAAAUACCUAAUGACAUAAACAGUGACAUUAAAAAGUUAAUAUUGAUGGGGGAUGUGUAAGUAAUUGAAGACGUACUUAAUUAAUUGUUUGACUUUUACUUAAAGUUGCAAUAAGCCAGAUUGAGUAAACCUAAAGCAUCUCCAAACGUCAGAAAUAGAAUUUUAUCUGAAUAAUAACCACAAUCUUAAGGAUAUAAUCAUUUGAAUCUUAGCUAAACAUAAGAGUAAAUUUAAAUAUCUGAUUCAAAUAUUUUAGAAUACUUUACAUCAUUAUUGUCAAAAUGGUUGAAUUUGUAACACAAAUAGGUUAUUUCACUUUAUGCUGAAAAUUUCAAAUUUUGGGCUUAAAUAGUUACCAAAGGUGUUCAAAGGGUUUAUGAACCAAUAAUCUCCAUUUACAAGGAUGUUUUUUUGUCAGUUGAACAUCUAUAGAAUCUAAUCUCUAUGGAAAAAGAUAAAGCAUUAGGAUUUUCAUUAAAUCUCUUAAAACCAGGAUUGGUCUCUAAAUCACCUGAAGUGUGUAUUGAAACAAUUCGAACCCUUGGAAAUUUUGUAAUCUAAGCAUAUAAUAAUAAAAUCUCAUAUAAAGAGGAUAUAUAUUAAUGGUAUGUUGAAUCAUGUUUUUAAACAACACUUCUAUCAAUUAAAAGACAUCCAUAAUUAGUCGAUUCAUUGGUAGAUUUAAUGAUAUUAUUUUGUAAAUUUCAUUUAGUUGAUCUUUUUACUUCAAUUCUAAAAUAGCAUAGUGCAAAUAAUAUAGAGUUGCUAAUUAAUGUAGAAAAGCUGUUUAAUUCACUCACACCAGAGUAUAUUUUAGAAAUUUAAUCUAUGGGAAUAAUGCAACAAUGGUUAGAAUAAGGUCUGGAGAUUCUUGAGAGUACGAAUACUUUAAAAUCAGAUGAGAACAUUUGUAUUUUAAGGCUCAUUCAUAAUAUUUGGUUAAAGAAUUAAUAUUAAUAACAUUAAGAAAGAGUGCAUAAUGCAUUUAAAUUAGGCACAUAAGAUCCCAGGGAAUGCGUGGCAUUAUUUUCUAUUUAAUUUUUAUUCUCUGCUUUAGAGUACUUUGGAAAGAAUAAAAUUCCUGAAGCUCCAAUUUUGUAUAAAAUAAUUGCUAUUUAGCUUGUCGAAUUAACAAAUGAGAAUUUAGUCCAUUUUAUACUUUAGAAUCUUUUGAUAGUUUUCUAAAUGAUCCCUUCAAUCCCAUUGUCGAUAGUUCUCGAUCCAUUUAUAGUAAAUUUACAGGAGAAAACAUAUCCAAGCUUGGUUGUUUUUAAUUUCAUAGCCAAUGUUGCUAAUAAUUCAAAUUUGACAACUAAAUCGCAAAUAUAAAUUAUGGAUUUAUUAUCUAAAAUAGCUAUUUAUGAUACUUUGCAUUAUAGAAUAGCUUCUUAGAUAUUUCUUUAAAUGGUUACUAAUACUUAACAUACACCAAGCACUUAAGAAUUUAUAUAAAAAUUUGUUAAAAUAAGUCUUGCCGUGUACUUUUCAGUUCAUAAGAAAUCUGAUAAAAAGAAGCCAAACCAAUAAAUUGUGGAUAAAUAAAGAAAAGCAUAAAUAAUUGAAGUUUUAAAAAGUAUAAUACAAAUUCAUAAUGAAAACUUUAAUUAAGUCAUAAAAACAAUGGCAGGCCAUACUAAUUUAUAAUUUAAGUUAAUCUCCAAAUAAAAUAAAGGAUUGUAAGUACUUCUUUAGUUACUUGGUGAUUUAAAUGAAAUAAUGCAAUAAGUAGAAUUUGAAUAUCAAGAGGCCUAAACUAAUAAAUAAGCCUAUUCAGAUUCGUCUGUUAAAGAAGUUCAAUAAGUUUAAGGUAAUUUAAAGAAAUUCUCAAAAAUCAAACUCACUAAGGAGGAACAAUAUCAUUUGGCGAGAUUGAGAAUGCCUAAAGAAACUGAUCCUAAAGUUAUAAAUGAUAUUUCAACUAUAAAAAAGCAAUUUUAAGAUAAAUAGAUGGAAAAAGAAUUGUCAAAAUUUACUUAAGAGGAAUAAUUGAAAUAGAAAAAAGAGAAAUUAAGGAAAUAAUUAGAGAAAAGAUAGAUUGAAUAAGGAAUAGCAUCUUUGAAUCAAAAAGAUGUAGCUGUGAAAUUAUUAUUUCCUGAUGGUAGCAGAUAAACUGAGUUAGCUAAAGAGAAGAAACAUGGGUUAGUAACAUUUGAUUUGCUAGAUUUAAAUUUAGAAGAGGAAAUAGAAAAAUUGAUGGUUGAAUAGAUUUUAAGAAAAUAUAGUAAAGUCUUUAGAUAUAUUUUUACAAAAUAUGCUAACACUUGUCUAUAAGGAAUGAAAUAACCUAACUCUUUUGAUAAAUAUCUUUAGAGGACUGAAAGCAUAAACAUUGCAGAAAUAAGUAAGUUUGUUCAUGAUUAUGAAAUUGCUUUAUCGAUUGAAAAUGUUUAGGCAUUAGCAAGGUAAGUAGGAACUCAAAUUCUUCAUAACAAAACGGAAUUUAAAGAAUUUGAUUAGAUAGGGUUUAAUUAAUUUGUAAUUUAAUUAUCCAUCGUUCUAUCCAAGAAUAAAUUAGCAGAUACUCAAGCGUAUUAAUGUUUAAUCAAAUUUAUCAAUCAUUUAAGAAAUGUAACAGCGGCUAAAGGAUAGAAUACAGCCUUAUUUGAUGAUCCAGAAUCUUAAUACUUUAUGGAGAAUGAUAUAAUCAAAGAAUUUAAUCAAUAAUUGCUCAUAGAUCCAAAUUAUGAAUUGCCUUAAGGAUAUAAGAAGGUUACUACUUUUGAAAUUCAAUUUUCAUAUGAAAUCCCUUUUCUAGAUGAUAAUGUCCAAAUACCUUAUUAAAUUCUUAAUGAUUUGUUGAUAAAUGCAUUGGGAGUUAAUAUUAUUGAACCAAUAUCCAAGAGAGUAAUGGUUUUUAAGGCCAAACCUGAUGCCUUUGGUUACAUAUAAUCUAAAUUGCAAUAGGAACCUGCAGAUGAAGAAUUCAAAAUUAAGCAUAAGAAGUCAAAGGAAGUGAAUACAAGUUUACAAAAAAAAAAAGUCCUUGAAAUAGAACCUAAAAGGGAGUGGUCAUUGAAUAUGAAAUUGGCCAUUGCUAAAUGCAAUCUCAAAGAUAAAUUCAUUGCUGAAAAUGUCGCUAAUUUACUUGAUGAUAUGCUGUUUGCUAUUGAGCAUAAUAAAUAGUAGGCAACAAGAUAAAAUGAAAUUAUUAAUAAGGUUAAAGAGGAUAAAAAAUAAUUAUUAUUAGAUUAGGAAUAAUAAGAGUAAAAGAGAGAAUAGCUGAGAAAGCAAAGAGAAAAAGAAAUUAAAGAUAAAUUGAAGGAAGAAAAGGAAAAACAAAAGCUUUUACACCUAUAAAUUGAAAAAGAAAGAUUAGAAAAAAACAAAACUGAAAAUCAUUUGAAGAAAGAAUAGUUAGAUAAACGCAUGAGUUACUUAACUGAAUAAAAAUUAAAAAUCAAAGAAAAAAAUGAUAAAGAAAAAGAAGAUCAAUUAAAGAGAAUUUUGGAGGAAAAAGAUAAAUAGGAAAAAGAAAUUAAAUUGAAAAAACACAAUUUUUAAGAGUUCAAUUAAAAAUAAAUUAAAAAAUUAAAAGAAAUAAUAUCUUAGGGGUAGAAUAAGUAAUAAUAAUCAGAAAAAGAAAAAUAGGAUCAAUAAAAAAAAUAAUAAUAACUACUAUAAUAAGCAAGAUCAAAAAUAUUAACUCAGAAUCAAUCAAGAAUCUAAGAGUAAAAGACAUUAGAAAAAGAUAUAGAAAACAAAUUCAAAUCAAUAUCAUAUCAGAAAAUAAUUGAAAAAUAUUAAUUCGGAUUAAAUUCUCUAUUCCAAUUUUUAAUUAAAGAAACCUUUCUACCGAUUGGUUAACCAUCUUCAAGAGAAUAAAUUAGUUUCAAAACCUUUGCUUGGUUCACAGAUAGAUUUAAUUUAUGUCCUGAAAUCGUAUCUAAAGAUGAUGUUCUUUAACUAUUUAGAUAUUUAACUAAAUCCAAAGAGGUAAUUGAUGGAAUACCACUAGGGAUGAAUUACGAUGAAUUCCUAUAGGCUUUGCAUAGAAUUUCAAUAAAAGGAAGCACUAUAUUUAAUAAAGUUGCUAUGAAUAUAAAAUAAUAAAAAGGAAAACUUGAUAUCAAAGAAAUUAAAUAGAUUGUUGAAGCAGAACAAAUUGUUGGUUAAGAACCAUAAAGCCAUUCACCAAAGGCAGAAUCCAUAGUGAUGGACACUCCUUUAAGAAAUAAAUCGAAAUCUAAUUAUCUGGAGUCAUCGAAAGUCUUGAAAGAAUAUUAACUCUUUUUCCAAUAAUCAAAUGAAUAAACUUUUGAAUCAUUAAUAUUGUACUUAGAUGUGAGCAAUGAUAAAAAUUAAUUAGAUUGGCGAUUUAGAAAAACAUUAGAGGAAAAAAAGGUACCAACUAGAUUGAGAAAAAAAAUUUUGACCGAAAAGCUUGGAAUUUAGAAUUGA